Diospyros lotus (date-plum) is the source of this 1515-nucleotide messenger RNA. RefSeq names its product NAC domain-containing protein 72-like. The record is from RefSeq and is a predicted model, not a curated record. Gene Ontology annotation, biological process: regulation of DNA-templated transcription. Gene Ontology annotation, molecular function: DNA binding. Lineage: Eukaryota; Viridiplantae; Streptophyta; Magnoliopsida; Ericales; Ebenaceae.
CCGAUAAUAUAAUAUAUUAUUAAGUGAGAGAGAGAGAGAGCUUUGGCCUUCCCACGCGGGUUUGUCUCUGCAAUUGUAUCCGUCAGUUUCUCUCGCCAGAAAUCGAAAAUGGGGAUUCCGGAGAGUAACCCGCUUUCCCAGCUGAGCCUGCCGCCGGGCUUCCGAUUUUAUCCGACCGAUGAAGAGCUUAUGGUUCAGUAUCUCUGCCGCAAAGUUGCAGGGCAUCACUUCCCUCUUCAAAUCAUUGGAGAGAUUGAUUUGUACAAAUUCGACCCGUGGGUUUUACCCAGUAAGGCCAUGUUUGGAGAGAAGGAAUGGUAUUUCUUCAGUCCAAGAGAUCGCAAGUACCCAAAUGGGUCGCGCCCGAACAGAGUUGCCGGGACUGGGUACUGGAAGGCCACCGGAACCGAUAAGAUCAUAACCACGGAAGGGCGAAAGGUCGGAAUCAAGAAAGCUCUGGUUUUUUACGUGGGGAAAGCGCCGAAAGGAACAAAGACCAACUGGAUCAUGCAUGAAUAUCGACUAUCCGAAUCCUCCGGAAAAAAAGGAAGCGCAAAGUUGGACGAUUGGGUUCUGUGUCGGAUCUACAAGAAGAAUUCAUCAUCGAGCGGCCAGAAACCCAUUUCUGGGGUUGCAAGCAACGAGAACAGCCACGGUUCGUCGUCCUCGUGCUCGUCCCAAUUCGACGAGAUGUUAGAGUCUUUGCCGGAGAUCGAUGACCGGAUCUUCACCUUGCCGCGAAUGAACUCCCUGAAAUCGCUGCAAAAUGGCGAGAAGCUCAACAUUCAGAGCUUAACUUCCGGGAAUUUCGACUGGGCAAGCAUCGCUGGGGCAACCUUGCCGCCGGAGAUAAUUCCGGGGGAUCAGGUGAAGCCUCAGAUGCAGACGCAGGGUGUGUAUAAUGACAUUGGCAUGUUUGCUCCGUCGAUAAUUCCAGCCAAAGGUGGAAUUAAUAGCGGACUCGGAACCCCGCGGAUCAAGAAGUAUGGGUACCAUCGGCAGAACUCGAACGGGUUGUCUCGGGGUUUCGGUAACUGGAUUGACCCGUUCGGUAUCCGGUACCCGACUCGGCCGGGAGGAGGAUAUGUUUUUCGACGUCAGUAAAUAGAAAAUUUGAAAAACAUAGAAUUGAAAGGAUGGAAAAGUAGUUGGAGAAGCUAUACAUGUAAAUAGAUAGAUAUGGAUAUGAUGAUAGGUUAACAUUUUCAUUUUGGUUGGGACUUCCCGGGAAAGGAAACAAAUAUUGUGGCUGUGGGAGAGGCAGCCGAAGAGGAAGGGGAUGGGGGAAUUUAACCCAUCAUUAUUGAGGUUGGGGGUACCUAGAGAGAGCAACCCAUUUGAUUUCACUAAUUGGAGGAGCCGGGUCUGGUACUUGGCGGACUGACUGUAAUUGACCCGGUGGCUGUCAUUUGGAGCCGGCUGAGGGCUGAACUCUCUCGCGCGCUCUCUCAAAUAUUUUGUAUUAUUUAUUACAAUCUGCAGACGAAGACAUGAGUGGCCAUGCCUCAAUUUUUA